CCCCGCAGCCGCGGCCGCCCGAGCUCCGAGUCCGACCCGACGCGUGGCCGGCGCCGGCCUGGACGUGGGUCCCUGCCUGUCCCCACUGGCAUCUGCAGUGAGCGGCCUGCCCCUGACAGCCGGCCACCCCCAGGAUGGGCGAGUUCAGUGAGAAGAAUGGGACCUGCGGCACCGUCUGCCUCAAGUACCUGCUCUUCACCUUCAACUGCUGCUUCUGGCUGGCCGGCCUGGCCGUCAUGGCAGUGGGCAUCUGGACGCUGGCCCUGAAGAGCGACUACAUCAGCCUGCUGGCCUCGGGCACCUACCUGGCCACGGCCUACCUGCUGGUGGUGGCGGGCAUUGUCGUCAUGGUGACCGGGGUCCUGGGCUGCUGCGCCACCUUCAAGGAGCGGCGGAACCUGCUGCGGCUGUACUUCAUCCUGCUGCUGCUCAUCUUCCUGCUGGAGAUCAUUGCUGGCGUCCUGGCCUAUGUGUACUACCAGCAGCUGAAUGCUGAGCUCAAGGACAACCUGAAGGACACCAUGACCAAGCGCUACCACCUGCGGGGCCACGAGGGUGUGACCAGCGCUGUGGACAAGCUGCAACAGGAGUUCCGCUGCUGCGGCAGCAACAACUCCCAGGACUGGCGGGAGAGCGAGUGGGUCCGCUCGGGCGAAGCCGGCGGCCGGGUGGUCCCUGACAGCUGCUGCAAGACGGUGGUGCCGCACUGUGGGCAGCGGGACCACGCCUCCAACAUCUACAAGGUGGAGGGCGGCUGCAUCACCAAGCUGGAGACAUUCAUCCAGGAGCACCUGAGGAUCAUCGGGGCCGUGGGCCUGGGCAUCGCCUGUGUGCAGGUCUUCGGCAUGAUCUUCACCUGCUGCCUGUACAAGAGCCUGAAGCUUGAACACUACUGAACUCCGCCCCCUGCUGCCACCGGCCCUGCGCGCCCCUCCUGCCUGAGGAGCCCCAGCCUGUGCCUGCCCCCCACUGUGUGCUGUGUGCCACCACCCCAUCUGGGGCCCCACCCCAGGGGAGCGUCAAGUGCCUUCUACUGAGUACCCAGGCUGCAGCCUGGGCCCACCCCAGCUGCCCCUCCAGCAGGGAGAGUUCUGAUGCCCCCCCCCCUGCUGUAUCUUGAAGACACGGGAACUUGGGUGACUUCUACGUGGCAGUGGGGGGGCCUGGGGAGUUCAGGGGUGCUGGGCAGCAGCAAGGAGUCAUGGUCCUGCCCAACCCUUCCCUCCUCCAGCUGCUGGCUGCAGGCGGGCUGGGGUUUUGUCCAGUGCUGUCUCACCCGUGCCCACAAGGCCCCGCCCUGCUCAAUAAACACUCGUGAACAGCCGCAGACUCGCCCCAUCAGCCACUGGGCCUGGGUCU
Molecule: messenger RNA, 1359 nt
Organism: Talpa occidentalis (Iberian mole)
Lineage: Eukaryota; Metazoa; Chordata; Mammalia; Eulipotyphla; Talpidae
Gene: CD151
Product: CD151 molecule (Raph blood group)
Exons: 8
Coding region: 135-896 (253 amino acids)
Cellular component (GO): membrane
Source: RefSeq, a predicted model, not a curated record